CGAGCCACCUCAUUAAUAAAGUACAGCAGACCCAGAGGCAUCCGUAAACACUAUCAAGCAAACAUCACUUACAACUAGAUACUACUCCAUGGCUGAAGUGUCUAUUCAAACCCCAUUCUCGCGCGACCCAGCUCAACGGUUACGCCAGAGGCCCAAGCACCGCAACCACAACCACAAGUACAUCCAAAAGCCUAACCUGAGCAAACCCAAAUCCUCAUUUCUUGACCACCUCUUCGCGCUCCCAGGGGAACUCCGCCUAGAAAUCCACCGCCAAAUCCUCGUCCGGCCAUGCAAAUACAACCUCCGCCACAAGGACACCUGCGACGGCCACGCCUUCAUCACCAGCCACUCAUACACAUUCCGCAACACACAGACAGUCCUACGCUGCGCAAACUGCCGCCCAGAACCAUGGGGCCACUGCCACAUGCACCGAACAUCCGAUAGCCCAGCGCGCAGCCAGUGGGCGCGUCCCAAGACGAACCCUUACUUCUGCGACGACUGCUACCCAGACAUGCAGCUCUGGUUUGGGCAUGAGAGGAGCCCCGUUCUAACGGGUGUGAAUUGUCUCUGUGCGCGCCACGACGGACUCGGUUGGUUACUCGCGAACCGAAGGAUAUAUGAAGAAGCGUCUCCCCUUUUCUGGAAGGAGAAUACCUUUGCCUUUGAACGUGGGCGGGUGCUAUCUGAGUUCUUGGAGGAGAUUCCUAGUGAGAAGCGGGCGAUGAUUAGGUCGAUUAGCUUUCGUGCGCCGGUAACCACCUUCAUGGAGAUUGAGGAGCUGGGGCCGUGCUGGGCGCUUCUACAGCGCUGUACUGGACUGAGGGAGUUGGAGCUGGAUUCUAAAUUUCUGAACUGGCUUGAUUCUGUGCGGCCGUUGAAUGGACUUUGUAUUCCUGGUGUCAGUGUACGGUUUGUCCAGAUUGGGCCAGUGGAUAAUUACGACGUGCACUACAGGAAGCAGGUUCAGCUACGGUGUAUUUGGCCGUUGGCCUCGAAUCUUGAUGCAUAUUCAGACCAAUUGGGUGAUACGCUGUUGGCCAGUAUGAAGGGAGAGGCUUGUGAUGAGGAAUACCUUCGACGGUUAUUCUUUGAGCGCAAGAGGUUGAGAACUGCUGGGUGAUGUUGAUAUUGAAGAUCUAGACAAGUAUCGUUCUAUUAACUUAAUAUUACACAAAC
Molecule: messenger RNA, 1176 nt
Organism: Aspergillus versicolor CBS 583.65
Lineage: Eukaryota; Fungi; Ascomycota; Eurotiomycetes; Eurotiales; Aspergillaceae
Exons: 1
Coding region: 89-1120 (343 amino acids)
Source: RefSeq, a predicted model, not a curated record